GUGAUAGCUUCAUUAAGACAAACUUCAUUGACAUCUUUUGCUAAUUAUCCUACAACCUUUGACAAUACACCAUAUCUAAUCACCGAAACGCUUCACUUCAUUCAAAAUGGCCACCGCUAUCCGAUCCAUCAAGUCCCUCGUUCCCCUUCUGGACCGUGUCCUUGUCCAGCGCAUCAAGGCCGAUACUAAGACCGCCAGCGGUAUCUUCUUGCCCGAGUCGAGUGUGAAGGAGCUCAACGAGGCCAAGGUUCUCGCUGUUGGACCCGGUGGCGUCACCAAGGAUGGUUCGCGCCUGCCAAUGGGUGUCGCCGCCGGUGACAGAGUUCUCAUCCCUCAGUUCGGUGGUUCUCCCGUCAAGGUUGGCGAGGAUGAGUACCAACUCUUCCGCGACAGCGAGAUUCUUGCCAAGAUCAACGAGUAAAGAAUAUAUACCCACGAAGAUUAUGACACCAUCACAUGUACCAUAAUAUGUACAAAAAAGGGGGCAACGAAAGGAAAGUGCGGGUCUAGCACGUUUGCAUAGAGCGGUGUAUUCUCAUGGCAUUGAAUGGAAGUGGAAGACAUGUUUAAUGUUCAGUUGGCCAGAAAAGGGGUUACAACAGUGUUUGCCCUUGUGGCUUAGGUACAAAAAGACUUCUCCACUCUCCUUGA
Messenger RNA from Truncatella angustata, 651 nucleotides. RefSeq names its product chaperonin 10-like protein. The coding region runs from base 107 to 421 and encodes 104 amino acids. The transcript has 3 exons. Gene Ontology annotation, cellular component: mitochondrial matrix. Gene Ontology annotation, molecular function: metal ion binding; protein folding chaperone; protein-folding chaperone binding. Lineage: Eukaryota; Fungi; Ascomycota; Sordariomycetes; Amphisphaeriales; Sporocadaceae. The record is from RefSeq and is a predicted model, not a curated record.